AUGAAAUUCGUGAUUGUCUUCGUCGCACUUCUCGCUUUGGCCUAUGCUGCCCCAGCCGCGCCUGAAGUGGAGAUCGUGGAAUUGAAAUCUGAUGUAGAACCAGAGCAAUACAGCUACUCCUUGAAGACCAGCGAUGGCACAUCCAAACAAGAAGAUGGUCACUUGGUGAACCCUGGUGCUGAGGAUGAACACAUUGUUGCUCACGGUUCCUUCUCCUUUGUCGGUGAUGAUGGUCAGACCUACACCGUCAACUACAUAGCCGAUGAGAAUGGUUUCCAACCACAGGGAGCUCAUUUGCCCGUCGCCCCAGUGGCUUAAGUUAAUACUCAUUAUAUUAGUGGGGUUUGGUGGAAGUGUUAAUA
This is a messenger RNA of Rhagoletis pomonella (apple maggot), 362 nucleotides long. Its product is annotated as larval cuticle protein 65Ag1-like. Gene Ontology annotation, cellular component: chitin-based extracellular matrix. Lineage: Eukaryota; Metazoa; Arthropoda; Insecta; Diptera; Tephritidae. Gene Ontology annotation, molecular function: structural constituent of chitin-based larval cuticle. The coding region runs from base 1 to 318 and encodes 105 amino acids. The transcript has 2 exons. The record is from RefSeq and is a predicted model, not a curated record.